Molecule: messenger RNA, 1264 nt
Organism: Eruca vesicaria subsp. sativa (arugula)
Lineage: Eukaryota; Viridiplantae; Streptophyta; Magnoliopsida; Brassicales; Brassicaceae
Source: the annotation of a GenBank genome assembly
AACCAACCAUAUAUAUAUAGGCUUAAUGUCAAUAUUAAACAUUUAAGUCUCUUCUUCUUACUACUUCCUCUUCACACAGCUGUAAGAUAUAGAGAGAUUUUGUAAUCAAGAUGCAGGUUGCUUCCCCUUCUCCCCCGCCGACGAAAUCCAUCGACGACGAACGCUUAACAGAGAUCUCCAUGAAGCUGAGCGAAGAUUUCGCCAAGAAGCUUGGAGUUUCAGAAGAAGGAGCAGAAAUUCGAAAACUCGAGAGAUCUUGGAGUAAACUCGAAGACUCCGUCGAAGAAGUAAAAUAUGUAGAGGAAGAAGAUGAAGAAGAAGAAGAGGAAGAAGAAGAAGAAGAAGAAGAAGAAGAAGAAGAGUUUUCGUUUGCUUGUGUAAACGCACAAGGAUCUCCGAUAACCGCAGAAGAAGCUUUCGAGGAUGGUCAGAUCCGUCCUGUCUUCCCUCUCUUCAACCGCGACCUCCUCUUCGACCAAAACGACGCCGUUUCAACGACCGACGACGACGACGAGAGUGUCCGGCCGCGUCUUAGAAAACUGUUCGUGGAGGAUGAGAAAGCAGAGGAGGGUUCGUUCUGCUCGUGGUCGAGUGGAACGGUUGCGGAAGCGUCGUCGCCGGAGACUUGCCGGAAGAGCAACUCGACGGGGUUCUCGAAGCUGUGGAGAUUUAGGGAUCUCGUGUUGAGAAGCAACAGCGACGGAAGAGACGCGUUUGUUUUCUUGAACAGUAACGCCGCCGUCGGUGACAAGUCUUCGAAGAAGCCAAUAGAAGAGGAGAAAAAGUCAACAAAGACGACAAAGGGUAAAGAGAAAACGACGUCGUCGUCCGAGAAGAAGGUGGCAAAAUCGGCGCACGAGAGGCUUUACAUGAGAAACAGAGCGUUGAAGGAAGAAGUGAAACACAGAUCGUAUCUUCCGUACAAGCAAGUUGGGUUCUUCACUAAUGUCAGUGGCCUUAGCAGAAACAUCCAUCCUUUCUGACAAAUUUCGUCAGACUAAUAUUUUUCUUUUUUAUAAAAAUAAUUAAAAUUGUAAGUUUUAGGUUUGUUGGUUGUUUUUUUUUUGUUUGAUUGGAAAACAAAUGAAAUUACUCUUCUCAUGGGUCCCUUCUGUUUGGUAAUUUGGUUUAAUUGAUAGCAGAAAGGUGUACCUUUUUUCUUUUCACUGUUUUAAGUGUAUUGUGGUGAAGAGCUUGGCUUGUAUCAAACCAUUUUGUAAGUAAAAAGAAAAAUAUAUAUAAGAUGCAAUUAUUUAGACUUGGC